Molecule: messenger RNA, 1515 nt
Organism: Humulus lupulus (European hop)
Lineage: Eukaryota; Viridiplantae; Streptophyta; Magnoliopsida; Rosales; Cannabaceae
Exons: 3
Coding region: 1-1515 (504 amino acids)
Molecular function (GO): zinc ion binding
Source: RefSeq, a predicted model, not a curated record
AUGCUACAUGUGGUUCAAGUAGAUAAUUUAAAUGUACGACCAUUGCCAAGACGUCAAGAAAGCAAAGGACGGAGGACUGCUGGCUUAGAGAGCAGUCGUCCAACUACACAAGAUGAUGGAAAUAGAUGGAGUUCUCCAGCGUAUACUGCUGAAGAUAUCCCAUUCCCCUCUUAUGUUAUCCCCAUGUUAUCUGGGGUGAGUUGUGGAGUAAUAGAAGUUGGGAAAGUUUUUGAGAACAAGUUAGAGUUGAAGAUGAAGGCACACUUGUAUGCAAUGAAGCAGAACUUCGAGUUUGUAGUGAAGAAGUCAGCUUGGAGAUGCCGAGAGAAGGCUCUUUCUUAUGUUAGAGGGACACUGGAAGCAUCCUACCAGAAGUUACCAUCGUACCUGUUCAUGCUUCAACAGAAAAAUCCCGAGACGUUGACAGAUUUUGUCACUGAGGAAGAUCGAUUCAAAUAUUGCCUUUUCUCACUCGGAGUUAGUAGAAGAGGGUUUCGUACAUGUCGUCCUGUGUUAUGUGUGGACGACACUUUUUUAAAGACAAAAUACGGCAGACAGAUGUUAUGUGUAGUCGCACUGGAUGCUAAUAACCAUCUAUAUCCAGUUACAUUUGGUAUUGUGGACAGUGAGAAUCAUGAUUCUUGGAAGUAUUUCAUGUCAAAGCUAAAGGAAGCGAUUGGGGAAGUCGAGGACCUGGCGUUUGUAUCUGACAGGCAUGCAAGUAUUACACAUGCCUUGGAAACUAUUUUCCCCGAUGCCUGUCACGGUGCUUGCUACCACCAUAUUAGUAUGAAUGUGGUUGCUAAAUUCAAGAUUGAUCAUUUUCAUGUGUUGAUGUAUAAUGCGAGAUAUGCUUUUAGGAAAUCCGAGUUCCACGCUAACUUCAAAAAAAUCAAAUCAAAAGACCCAGCCAUUCCUCAAUACCUAGAAGGCAUGGGUUUUGAUAAGUGGUCCCGUACUUACUUUCCUAGAAAUAGGAUAGAAACUAGCGAGAAGACAACUACAACUCUUGCACCGACCUAUGAGAAAAAUUGGGUGGAUAUGGCUGAGAAAACUCGAUUCUUGAUUCCUUAUGCAAUAGGGAGGCAUGAGUUACAUGUGUUAGAUGGUGAGAUGAAUGGUGAAGUCGACCUCCUGAAUAAGACAUGCACAUGUGGCGUGUUUCAGAUUAUUGGUAUCCCAUGUGCUCAUGCACUAUCUGGAUCCCUUAAGCGAGGGGUGAACUUUUAUUCGUUGUGUUCAGAUUACUAUAAAAUUGAGGCAUGGAGGUCCUCUUACACAGAAUCUAUAUAUCCUACUGGUAAUGAGGAAAAGUGGAUUGUUCCACAUGACAUUAUGACAAUAAAAGUGAGAACACCUGCGCAGAAAAACCCAGUUGGUCGUCCAAAGAAGAAACAAGGUAUGCCUAAGACGAAACGCCAUCCUUCCAAUGGAGAGAAAUGUGUUGUACAACGCAAGUGCAGCACUUGUGGAGGUCUAGGCCAUAAUAGGGCAACUUGUAAAGUUCGUGUUUGA